Messenger RNA from Rhodamnia argentea, 2091 nucleotides. Its product is annotated as pentatricopeptide repeat-containing protein At2g02980, chloroplastic-like. The record is from RefSeq and is a predicted model, not a curated record. Lineage: Eukaryota; Viridiplantae; Streptophyta; Magnoliopsida; Myrtales; Myrtaceae. Gene Ontology annotation, biological process: RNA modification. Gene Ontology annotation, molecular function: RNA binding; protein binding; zinc ion binding. The transcript has a single exon. The coding region runs from base 162 to 1841 and encodes 559 amino acids.
GCAAAUUAGAAGGAUCCGCCAACCACACUACAAUUGACAGAAGAAGGAUCCAAUUGCAAAAAUAAAAGAAGUUAACAGACUCGAUGUAUAAACCAAAGUGGGUUAAGAUGACAAGACUCGAACGCAUUUCCAUGACUCGGUGAUGCAAUGCGAGAACAUCCAUGAACAAUGUGUACAAGCUCCACACCCUCGCCAUCAAGACCGGCCUCGAAGGCGACGCCGACUCCCUCCGCCGCCUCCUGCUGUCCUGCGCCGCCUCGGCCCCCGAGAGCUUGCCCCACGCCCGCUCUCUCUUCGCCCGUAUCUCCUCUCCCGACACCGUCGCUUACAACACCGUCAUCAGAUGCCACGCCCACUCUUCCCCUCCUCACUCCCUCUCCUUCUUCGUCCAGAUGCUCCGCCGCGGCGUGUCGCCGGAUAACUUCACCUUCCCUUUCGUCCUCAAGGCCUGCUCUCGCCUCCGGGAGAUGGGUCACGGCCUUCACGCCCUGAUCGCGAAGCUCGGGCUCGACUCCGACGUUUAUGUCCAGAACGCGCUGGUCAGUACGUACGGGUGUGUUGGUGUGGUGGAGUCGGCGCGGAAGGUGUUUGACGAAAUGCCUGAGCGAGACUUGGUGUCUUGGUCGUCCUUGAUUGGGUGUUACGCGAAUAAUGGAUCUGGGUGCGAUGCCUUGGCUUGUUUUCGGGAAAUGCAGCUGGUGGAGCCUUUUGAACCGGAUAAGGUCACUUUGCUCAGCGUGAUCUCGGCGGUUUCCAGCUUAGGGGCUUUGGAAUUGGGUAGGUGGGUCGAUUGUUACGUUCGCAGAAGUGGCUUGAGUUGGAAGAUUUCUGUUGGGACCGCUUUGAUAGACAUGUACUCCAGGUGCGGUUCGGUCGACGAAUCGAUGAGGGUGUUUCACGAAAUGCCCGAGAGAAACGUGUUGACUUGGACUGUGGCGAUCAACGGGCUCGCAGUGCAUGGCCGCGGUGACAAGGCCCUCAAAUUGUUUGAUGACAUGAAGAAAUCGGGAAUGCAGCCGGAUCCUAUAACUUUCUCUGCAGUUUUAGUGGCUUGUAGCCACGCAGGACUUGUCGAGGAAGGCCGAGGAAUAUUCGAAAGCAUGAGGAAAGAAUAUGGCAUGGAACCAACCCUCGAGCAUUAUGGGUGUAUGGUCGACAUUUUUGGUCGAGUCGGGUUGGUUGAGCAAGCGUAUGAAUUUGUCGAAAAGAUGCCGAUCGGGCCAAAUUCAGUUGUCUGGAGAACUCUGCUUGGAGCCUGUGUGAAUCAUAACCAUCUUGGCUUAGCUGAAAAAGCGAGACGAAGACUUCAUAAGCUGGAUCCUCAUCACGAUGGCGAUUAUGUCCUUUUAUCCAAUGCCUACGGGGGAGUUGGUAAGUGGAACCGCAAAGCUCAUAUGAGAAUUUUAAUGAAAGAUAGGAGAAUUAGCAAAAGACCAGGGUACAGUUUGAUCAAUGCAGACCAGGAGAUCCAUGAGUUUGUUUCAGGGGAAAAUUCUCAUCCCGAGUGGGAAAAUAUCAGGGACAUGCUAACUUCAAUAAUCGACAGAUUGAAGCUUCGAGGUUAUACGCCGCAGACGUUGAACGUGUUGCACGAUAUUGAAGAGGAGGAGAAGGAGAGUAAUCUAAGUUAUCACAGUGAGAAGUUGGCAAUUGCUUUCGGCCUUCUGCAUUUUGAAAAUGGGAGGACGAUUCGGGUCAUGAAGAACAUUCGAAUUUGUCAUGAUUGCCACUCUUUUAUGAAGCACGUGUCGGAUGUAUUCCAAAGAGAGAUCGUUGUCCGAGAUCAAAACCGUUUCCACCAUUUUAGUAAAGGGACGUGCUCGUGCAGAGACUUCUGGUGAUGGAUAUAACUCGCUGGCAGCAAGAUUGAGCUUAGACAGAGCAUACAGCGUGUGAGCUACGAGGAGCCUCUCAGGUGAUCGAACACCCAAGGGAGCUCGAACGAGAUGCUCAGCUCAAGAUGGUACAAAGGUGAAAAAAGAAAGUCAAGAAGUAGUCAUAACGAGUACAAGAUUCAUAGUUGCGAUAUGUAGUUUUAGUUGGAAUAAGUAAAUUCAACCUAAUUUAUAAGUUUUGCUUAUGAUGGACAUU